Vicia faba (fava bean) is the source of this 846-nucleotide messenger RNA. The record is from the annotation of a GenBank genome assembly. Lineage: Eukaryota; Viridiplantae; Streptophyta; Magnoliopsida; Fabales; Fabaceae.
AUGAAUGCUAUGAAUGCUUUUAUUUUAUGGCUCACAGUUCCUCCUUUACAUUAUGACAACAACCCUUUCCCACUUAAAGCAGCAUUAUGCUCUUUAAGAAUCAUAAAGAAAGUCCCAGACUUGGCAGAAAAUUUUGUCAAUCCUGCUACUGCCUUACUAAGGGAGAAGCAUCAUGGAGUUUUGAUCACCGGGGUUCAGCUUUGUACAGAGCUGUGUAAAGUUAGCUCAGAAGCUCUUGAACAUAUUCGAAAGAAAUGCACAGAAGGUUUGGUGAGAACUCUAAACGAUCUAGCAAACAGUCCUUAUUCACCAGAGUAUGAUAUUGCUGGCAUUACAGACCCCUUUCUCCAUAUCAAAUUGCUUAGAUUGUUGCGGGCAUUGGGUGAAGGUGAUGCAGAUGCUAGCGACUCUAUGAACGACAUACUUGCCCAGGUGGCUACAAAGACAGAGUCAAACAAAGUUGCCGGGAAUGCCAUUUUGUAUGAGUGUGUUCAAACAAUAAUGAGCAUUGAAGAUAAUGGUGGAUUGCGUGUGCUUGCAAUCAAUAUCCUAGGAAGAUUUUUGUCAAAUCGGGAUAACAAUAUCAGAUAUGUGGCAUUGAACAUGCUGAUGAGGGCUGUGAGUGCUGACGCUCAAGCGGUACGGAGACAUCGUGCAACAAUUCUGGAAUGUGUAAAAGAUGCCGAUGCUUCAAUUCAGAAAAGAGCCCUUGAACUUGUUUAUGUUCUGGUGAAUGAAACCAAUGUAAAGGCCUUAACAAAAGAGCUAGUAGAUCAUCUUGAAGUUAGUGAUCAAGAUUUCAGGGAGGACCUUACUACCAAAAUCUGCUCAAUAGUUUCAAAGUGA